CCUCCGGUGCAGCCCCAUCCAGCCGCUCAGAGCCUCUCGCAGCCACUCUCUGCCUAUAACAGCAGCAGUUUGAGCCUCAACAGCUUAAGCAGCAGCAGAAGCAGCACUCCUGCCAAGACUCAGGCCCCUCCUCCACACAUAUCUCACCAUCCCUCAGCCUCACCAUUCCCCCUCUCUUUACCCAGCCACAGCCCGCUGCAUACCUUCACGCCCACCCUCCAGCCCCCCGCACACCCACAUCACCCCAAUAUGUUUGCCCCUCCUACGGCUUUGCCUCCUCCACCUCCAUUGACGUCAGGGACACUGCAGGUUCCAGGACACCCAGCUGGUAGUACUUACUCAGAACAAGAUCUUCUCCGUCAGGAACUAAACACGCGAUUUUUGGCCUCGCAAAGCGCAGAUCGCGGGGCCUCCCUGGGCCCGCCGCCGUACCUGAGGACCGAGUUCCACCAGCACCAGCACCAACACCAGCACACACACCAACACACACACCAGCACACCUUCACGCCUUUCCCUCACGCCAUCCCACCCACUGCCAUCAUGCCAACGCCAGCACCGCCCAUGUUUGACAAAUACCCUACAAAAGUUGACCCCUUCUACCGUCACAGUCUGUUUCACUCCUAUCCUCCAGCUGUAUCAGGUAUUCCUCCCAUGAUUCCUCCAACCGGCCCCUUUGGCUCGCUGCAAGGAGCAUUUCAACCCAAGACUUCCAACCCUAUUGAUGUUGCAGCCAGACCUGGGACUGUGCCACAUACCCUUCUACAGAAAGAUCCACGGUUGACAGAUCCGUUCAGGCCCAUGUUGAGGAAACCUGGAAAGUGGUGUGCUAUGCAUGUUCACAUCGCCUGGCAGAUAUACCAUCACCAACAGAAAGUCAAGAAACAGAUGCAGUCUGAUCCGCACAAGCUGGACUUUGGCCUGAAACCUGAAUUUCUGAGCAGGCCGCCAGGCCCCAGCCUUUUUGGAGCCAUCCACCACCCCCAUGACCUGGCCCGGCCCUCGACUCUCUUCUCCACAGCCAGUGGGGGUCAUCCAGCCGGCACCCCUUUCGGCCCACCACCUCACCACAGCAACUUUCUCAACCCAGCUGCUCACUUAGAGCCCUUCAACCGACCGGCUUCCUUCAGCGGCCUCACGGCAGUGGGUAGCAACGCCUUUGGGGGACUUGGGAACCCGGCAGUUACACCCAACUCAAUGUUCGGCCACAAGGAUGGCCCCAGUAUGCAGAGCUUUAGCAACCCUCACGAGCCCUGGAACCGACUGCACCGAACUCCUCCUUCGUUCCCGACCCCUCCGCCCUGGCUGAAGCCAGGAGAGCUGGAGCGCAGUUCAUCUGCUGCAGCUCAUGACAGAGAUAGAGAUGUAGAUAAACGAGACUCAUCUGUUAGUAAAGAUGACAAAGAAAGGGAGAGCAUUGAGAAAAGACACUCCAGCCAUCCUUCGCCAGCACCUAUCCAUCCAGUGAACUCCCUCGGACAUAAUCGCAGCUCAAAUGAGCAGAUCAGAAGCCAUCUGAAUCCCGAGGUUCGAGAAAAAGAGAAACCCAAAGAACGAGAGAGGGAUCACUCCGAAUCUCGGAAGGAAAUUAAUGUUGAAGAGCACAAGGUGAAGGACAACUAUAUUUUGGAGAAAGAAGGCCUGAGCCAUGAAAGCCGAGUGGUGGAAGAGUCUAAGCAAAUGCCCAGGGUUCCUUCACCCUAUGCUAGGCCCCCCGUUGUGGAGAGCACCAGGCCUAAUAGUACUUCAAACCGUGAGGCUGAGAGGAAGAACGAGCCAGCUUAUGAUAAUCCGAAGAAGAGCAAUGAAGUCAAAGUGAAGGAGGAGCGAAAGGAAGACCAUGAUGUUCAACCUGAGGGACCUCAGACUCAUAGGUCAUCUGAUCAGCCACCACCUAUAUCUACAUCUAGCGUCCAUCCGAGUCCUUUAGUGUCUAUGCCCAUGACUGUAGGUGUAACUGGUAUACAUCACAUGAACAGCAUCAGUGGCCUGGAUAGGACUCGCAUGAUGACCCCUUUUAUGGGAAUUAGCCCAAUUCCUGGUGGAGAACGUUUCCCCUAUCCUUCUUUCCACUGGGAUCCAAUGAGAGAUCCCUUAAGAGAUCCAUACAGAGACCUAGAUAUUCAUCGGAGAGACCCCCUGGGCAGAGACUUUUUGCUAAGAAAUGACCCCCUUCAUCGUCUUUCUACGCCAAGAUUAUAUGAAGCAGACAGGUCAUUCAGGGAUCGGGAGCCUCACGACUACAAUCACCACCACCAUCACCACCACCCUCUCUCUGUUGACCCUCGGCGUGAGCAUGAGAGGGGCAACCACUUGGAUGAUAGGGAGCGGUUGCACAUGCUCAGAGAAGACUAUGAACAUGCACGCCUGCACUCAGUUCACCCUGCCGCCUUGGAUGGGCACCUGCCUCACCCAAGCCUAAUCACACCAGGACUUCCUAGCAUGCACUACCCCAGAGUCAGUCCCCCGACGGGACACCAAAAUGGCAUCCUCAAUAAAACUCCCCCCACAGCAGCUCUCAGUGCCCCUCCACCGCUUAUUUCUACUCUGGGACCUCGGCCUGGGUCUCCCAGAAGGACUACUCCUCUGUCAACAGAGAUGAGAGAGAGGCCGCCUUCUCACACCCUCAAGGACAUCGAAGCUCGAUAAGCGGAGUGAGACUAAAUAAAAACCAGAGAAAGAGGGACAGAACGUUGUAAAUGAACAUAAUAUAAAGAUCUUCUUACUAGUCAUUGAUACAGACUGGGGAUGUGACCCACUGUACAAUAUGUAUAGACCUGAGUGCAAAGAUUUUGAAACGGUUUUUUUGUAUAUUAUAUGUUGAAAUUUUCCAGCUCUUUUAGCCAAGUCCAUAUGUUCCUCGUGUCUCCUACUCUAUUUUAUUUCUAGUUUAAAAAUUUCAAAAUUUGAACUGAAGAACAAGACAUUAAUCUGAAUGAUUUGACUAGAAACAAACCACCACCAAUGCCAACCAUACAAAGCUCUUUCAGACGAGAAGUGAAGACAAUUGUAGAUAUUUAUGUAAAAAGAUUGCUUCAUGGGUAACGGUUCAUAUAUGCAAAAAGGGUAAGAUGAAAGCUUUACUUUGUACAAAUGUAAAUAGAUAAAAUUAAGUAACAUAAUACAUUAAUACUUCUUAAACUGUGCUAUUUGCAAACUUAAUAUUGAGCAACACAGUCUGCUUAUGCUGUGUUACAUAUAUUGUUAUAGACAGCUAAACCCCUUCAACUAUGCAAUGAAUUUUAAGGCUUUUCACAAAAGCCUUUAUAACUCAAAGGAGCCUUUUCAACACACAACAUAAUUAAAGUCAUAUUUUCCCUGAACAAGCUCAUCUAUAAUAGAAACCUCUUCCUCUUGCUUGUUUUGGUAAAGAAACAGCCCAUUAGAAGUGUAGUUUUCUGUCUGAACCCCUGCAUCGAGAUGCUGAUGUUACUGUAGCUCAUGUAUUCCUUAGAACGUGCCAGGGUUAGCGAUCUGUAAUCACUGAUACUGUAGUCAUGACAGAUUGGUUUUCAGUCACAUUAAUCUGGGUUAAACAGAGUAAUAAUCAAAUGCUGGAUGUUUUCCAGAACUUUUGUCACUUAACAUGUCAAAUUUCUUUUUGGAAGAACAUCUGCUUAUAAGCAUUCAUGUCUGGUUUUAUUGCCAGUGUGUCAUUUUUAUCUGUACACACACUGGUUUUGUUGGGGGGUUUUUUGGUUGUUAAGUGAUUUUUUGCUACAUUGAAACAAAUCCUACAAGAAAGCUAAUACUUUUCUAAAUGAUGGAUAUGUUUUCACUGUGGAUCAGUAGUUUAAUUAAUGAACUCCGAUGCAGAUUUCAUAAUGCAAUUUAUUGUAUUUCAGUUGGUAAUAAAGUCUGUGAAUAGUUAA
Molecule: messenger RNA, 3869 nt
Organism: Leptosomus discolor (cuckoo roller)
Lineage: Eukaryota; Metazoa; Chordata; Aves; Leptosomiformes; Leptosomidae
Source: RefSeq, a predicted model, not a curated record